AUUUUAUUUAUUUUUUUUAACACACAGGCAUUUCAUUUUGAGAUCUACGCAAGUGGAGAGUCUGUGACUGGAGAUAAGGAAGAGUCGUUUUGAAUGUGCGUAUGUGCAUGAGAUAACCAGCAGCUGAGAUCACAAGAAUAAUUCAUAGACUGUGAAAGUCACAUUUCCCAAGGAUUUAAACAAGUAAAUAAAGAUGUCCUCUACAAUCAUAUGCUUACAUUUUAUAUUCAAAGGCAUUAUCCUUGUCAUACUAUGCUGAAGUUAUAUUUUAUUUUUACUCUUUUCAUAAAAAGAGGGCGUAUGUUAUGCUACAAAUGUUUUGCCACUUGCAUUAAAACGUCAUGUAACUUCUAGAGCAAUGCAACGAGCAAAAUCACUACAUCUUUGCGUCCUGCGCACAAGCAGCUCCAGCCAAUCACACGAGCCCUCUUGUAUUGGCAAUGCAACCCGAUGACAUAAAUACCAUCGACAAGAGUGGAAAGGUAUGAUUCUAAUUCCUAACGGAGAACAAAAAUCAUAACCCGGCGACAUGGUUGUUUGGACCGACCAGGAGCGUGCCUGCAUCCAGGACAUUUUCAGCAAGCUGAAUUAUGAGGAUGCUGGCCCCAAAGCUUUGCAGAGGGCCUUGAUUGUGUAUCCCUGGACUCAGCGGUACUUCGCAAGUUUUGGAAACCUUUACAAUGCAGAGGCCAUCAUGUCCAAUCCAAAGGUGGCAGCCCACGGGAUUGUUGUGCUCCACGGGCUUGACAGAGCCAUGAAAAACAUGGAUGAUAUCAAGAACACGUAUGCCGAACUGAGCGUGCUGCACUCCGAGAAACUCCACGUGGAUCCUGACAACUUCAGGCUGUUGGCCGACUGCCUGACCAUCGUGAUUGCGGCGACUAUGGGUUCCUCUUUCACAGCUGAUGUGCAGGCCGCCUGGCAGAAGUUCCUCGCUGUUGUGGUCUCUGCUCUGCGCAGACAGUAUCAUUAAAACCUCUAACAUGGGGGAAAGCUUUAUUUGUUCUCUAACACAAUAAAGAGAAUUGAUACGCACCUG
Molecule: messenger RNA, 1039 nt
Organism: Carassius auratus (goldfish)
Lineage: Eukaryota; Metazoa; Chordata; Actinopteri; Cypriniformes; Cyprinidae
Product: hemoglobin subunit beta-2-like
Exons: 3
Coding region: 530-973 (147 amino acids)
Biological process (GO): hydrogen peroxide catabolic process; oxygen transport
Cellular component (GO): haptoglobin-hemoglobin complex; hemoglobin complex; blood microparticle
Molecular function (GO): oxygen carrier activity; haptoglobin binding; organic acid binding
Source: RefSeq, a predicted model, not a curated record